This is a messenger RNA of Acipenser ruthenus (sterlet), 2730 nucleotides long. RefSeq names its product ermin-like. The transcript has 3 exons. Gene Ontology annotation, molecular function: actin filament binding. Gene Ontology annotation, cellular component: filopodium; neuronal cell body; myelin sheath. The record is from RefSeq and is a predicted model, not a curated record. The coding region runs from base 272 to 1474 and encodes 400 amino acids. Gene Ontology annotation, biological process: regulation of cell shape; morphogenesis of a branching structure; actin filament organization. NCBI's taxonomy places the organism in Eukaryota, Metazoa, Chordata, Actinopteri, Acipenseriformes, Acipenseridae.
GCAUAAUUGUAACCAGUUAAAUGGGUUUUGAUUGGACAGCUGGAUGAAAGAUAGAUCUGGCAGGGUAGAGAAACAUUUACUGAGCGGUCUACCAAUCAGUCCUUAUGUUGGUGCGCUUGGGGACAUACCAGUGAACAGGAUUCAACUAAAGAAUGAAAUCAAUUUCUCUCUAACAAAAAGCACUUCACAGUUUAAAUUCAUUCAAUAUAAAAUAUAAAGAGACUGACAUUUUUUUUUCUUCAAAAAAAACGUCUGGGAACUGCUAAAGGAAAUGGCAGCAGAAGCAACCAACAUAGCCAACGCAACUGAGCUGGAAGGGAAUACAAUUACCGAAUUCCACUCACAAGUGGUUGAAACCAUAGGUGGAAUGGGGGAUGCAAUCAUGCUUGUUCAACCUGAAAAUGCAGAAGUGGAUAUCAACACAACCCUUUCUGAUGCUUAUACAAGUACACCUGCAACUGAUGCGGAUGUUAUUGCACCUGUUUCUGAUGCUGAAGUUAGUGAACCUGCAAUGCAUUCUGACGUUACUUCACCAGAGUCUGAUUCUAAUAUAAGUACUUCUGCACCUGAUGCCAAUCUUACUGAACCCGAGUCUAAUGCUGAAGUAAGUGAACAUAUAUCUGAUGACCCUAAAUCUGAUGUGAGUCCACCUGACACUGAAGCUGAUGUUACAGAACCUGCCACUGAUGUUGAAACGAAUCAAUCUUAUACUCAGGUAAGCAAACCUGAAGAUGAAGAUAGUGAGUCUGUUUCUAAUGCUGACCUAGUUGCAUCUGAACCUAAAUCGACAGCUAGUUCUGAUGCUGAUGUUGCUGCACCUGCAUUGGAUCCUGAGGCUAUUGCACCAUUGACAAUUACACCAGCUUCUGAUGCUGGAGUUUGUGCACCUGUUUCUGUUGAUGAUGAACAAGAGAAGAACACUGAGACUGAAACUGCUCCUUCCGAAUCUCAACCGCAGACAGUGGUUGAGCAAAACAGAAAGGAAGCUCCUGUCAAAAAGAAGGAGGAAACAGCUGCAGUAUUGGAGGACACUUCUAUUCCUGAGCCCCUGCCUUCAGAAACACAUGAGAAGCAGCAGGAGGAAGAGCAUGUGGAGGAAGCCAUUCCUGAGCCAGUGAAAGAGGUGAGCCAGGUUAAUGGAGAUGAGGAGGCAAUGGCUGCAGAGGAACCUCCAGAGGCCACAGGAGAGCAAAUGGAGGACCUCUGUCAGGAGGAACUUUUGGAGGGGAGUCAAGAUGACAAUGACGAGGUGGUCUCUUGGGAUGGAACAAAGCAUGAAAAUGACUCUCAGGAUUCUCAGUCUACUAGUCCGAUCCCUGGUUCCCAGUCUUCUGGAGAAAUAUCAGGGGGAGGGAAGAAGCCAGACAUCAACAAACACAGCUCUUCAAAGUACAACACAGUGUCCUAUCGCAAAAUCAGAAGAGGAAACACCAAGCAAAGAAUUGAUGAGUUUGAGUCAAUGAUGCAUGCAUGAACUAACACAUAAUCUGCUUCUGGUUAUCUUAUCACUAGCUGUUGUUAGCUGGGAUAUACAAACUUGAUAAAGCAUUCUACCACCCAUGCUGUAUGUUAUAAUGUUGAGUUUACAUGUAGAAGCUGGUAUAUUGUAGUUUAUUUACUCAAUUACUCAUCUUUUUGAUUGCAUGCCUUCAAAUUCAAGGUCGGUCCUAUUCACAAAGUUUUUAAGAUAACUUAUUUCAUUCCAUGCCUGUCUUUUUUAUGAAUAAAACAUAUUAUAGUUUGAUAUUCAUGAACCUGUUCUUGAAUGUUGUAAAGCACAAGUGAUAAAUCAUGUUAAUGUUAAUUUGUGAAUGGGACUCAUUGUAACAAAAACUUACAAGACUUUGUUGUGGAAACCGGGAAUAUCAACUGGUAAGGGAGGCAUCACUUGCCUUGCGGUAGUAUAGUAGCUAUAUUUGUUUAGCAAAGGGAGGUGAAAAUAAACAUUUAUGUAACAUUGAUUCUAUAAAGUUUUCCAUUUGUAUUCAUUGACAACAGUAAAACUGGUGUGUCAUAUCACCUGUGCCUCAUUGAGUAAUAUCCCUGAUUUAACGAAUGAGCAGCUGAGUAGAUCAACGGCCUUCAUAUCCAGACAAUUUUUACAGUAGAAAAGGUUCAUUCUGAGAAUGCAACAGGUGGUGAUUGUAGGUAGGUUAACAACACUACAAGUUUCUAUUCACAUGUAUAUAAUAAAAGAAACGAGGAUAUGUCUGGUUUACAGCACAGCAAAAUUAAUAAUGUAAUAGAAUUUAGUAACCAGAAGCUUUUGAAGUUUGAUAUGUUUUGAACUGCAAGAAUAGUACUAUUUCAUAUGUAUACCAACACAUGCUGUGGCUUAUCUAGCCCACGUAGAGUUGCUGAAUUUUGCUACUGGCAUGAACAAGCCAUGUAAGAAACAAAGAUGUCCUUUUUAAUGACAAGAUGAUUAAUCAUAGACAUCUUUGAGUUUGAACGUGUAACAAAGUUUGAAAGACAUCAUAUUAGCCUAGACUUGUAUCCAGCUUUUGUAUAGAAAUAUUACCUAUGAUCCAUAUUCCUGUAAUUUUUUUUACAGAAUGCUGUUACUGAAGCCUUACUGCAGUCAUUUAAAUCUGUAAUUUGAAUGAAUUUUGUUAAAGCUAUCCAAUGAAAUACACUUUUUUUUAGAUGCCUACGUUCUUUCAAGAAUGAACACGGGAGUGUUCAUGCUCCUGCUUAUUCAACAAGUUAUUUUUUGUGACUAAUAAUCUU